AGGCGGCGCUGGCGGGUCCCCUCCCCUCCUGUGCAGCUUCGUCCGCGUUGGCACCGCGCUCUGCAGAGCUGCCCGCUUGCUGCCGCCGUCGCAGCUGUAUGGUCCAGCGCCGCUCCGCCGCCGCAUCCCCUCCGCCAGCUCCCCGGCCUCCAGCGCCUCCUGGUUCUGCUCUUUCUGCCCCCGGCGGUGGCGCCCGCACCCCGGCUGUAUGAUCAGGCUACAGUCUUCAAUGAGUAACCAUCUUCCUCAGUUCUGUGGUGUUCUUGGUCACACAUUUAUGGAGUUUCUGAAGGGCAGUGGAGACUACUGCCAGGCACAGCACGACCUCUAUGCAGACAAGUGA
Emys orbicularis (European pond turtle) is the source of this 343-nucleotide messenger RNA. RefSeq lists its product as uncharacterized. The transcript has 2 exons. Lineage: Eukaryota; Metazoa; Chordata; Testudines; Emydidae. The record is from RefSeq and is a predicted model, not a curated record. Bases 209 to 343 code for a protein of 44 amino acids.